Messenger RNA from Stegastes partitus (bicolor damselfish), 2312 nucleotides. Its product is annotated as leucine-rich repeat-containing protein 32. The record is from RefSeq and is a predicted model, not a curated record. NCBI's taxonomy places the organism in Eukaryota, Metazoa, Chordata, Actinopteri, Pomacentridae. Gene Ontology annotation, molecular function: protein binding.
AUUUCCAAAGAGAUCAUCCAACUUUAGGAUUAAUAGCUGGCAUGUUUGGAGUAGUGGGGGUUGUGUCUCCUUGAAGUGGAGCAUAAAAACUGGACUUCCCAACCCCCUUAUAUGGCUUUUCCCAGUGAGAGCAGUGGGAGGGGGAUAAGGGGCCAGGACCAGGAUAUUCUCACAGGAUGUGAUGGCUGGACAGCAGCCGGAGACGCUGCGAUGUGGAGGGAAGAGUCAGCUGAGAGAAAGAUUUUCGCUUGUGGCGUUGCUAUCGAUCGGCGAGUGGGUGUGUGAGGAUGUGAAAUCAACAUGGUCAGGAGGCUCGUGAAGAUUAGUCAUCAGCUGAAAGUGAGCACCAUGGCCACCUUCCAGCUGCUCUUCCUGCUGUUGGUCGGCUGCACGGCAGCGUCCGCUCGUCCUCCGCGACACCUCCCUCCAUGCCAAGUUGUCCAGAUGGAUGUGUUCUGCAGCGAUCUGAGCCUCAGAAGUGCACCGCUCAACCUUCCUCAUGGCAUCCAAAUGCUGGACCUCUCUCGAAACCAGGUGCAAAAUCUCACCCAGGAAACUCUGGCGUACCAUACUGGCUUCCAUCACCUGAAUCUCCACUCCAACAAGAUCCACUUCAUCCAGCCAGGCCUCUUCAAAGAUAUGACGGAUCUGAAAGUCUUGGAUCUGUCAAGGAAUCACCUGAAUGUUUUUGCGCACUCCAAAACAAACAUUGGCCCUCUCACGGCGGUGGAGUCACUAGAUCUUUCAAGCAACGGGCUGUACACGGGGAUGUCGGACUUCUUCCUUGCUGAAUCUCCACAGCUGACAAACCUUUCCCUGAGCAGCAACAGCAUCACCAAAGUAGCACAAAAUACCUUCAGUGGAUCCCUGUCCUUGAAAAAAAUCAGCCUCCACAAUAAUGUCAUCUUGGAGAUUGAAGAUGGAGCUUUUGACUCCUUAGAUAAUCUGACUGAACUCGAUUUGUCCAAGAAUUCAAUCACGUGCAUCACAGACUUCAACCUCUACAAUUUAGAGGUGCUAAAUCUCAGCAAAAACAGCAUGGAGCUUUUCCGCAGCUUACCGUCGUCUGACUUCUACAAACUCGUCUCUCUCGAUCUGAGUGAAAACAAAAUGCCCUACUUUCCUCUUCUUCCGGAGAACAACGUGCUGGAAUAUCUGGACGUUUCACGAAAUCAUCUUCAGAGCUUCAACGUAACGGGAAGCCCAGAAAAAAUGGCAAACUUGAUUUUUAAUCAACUCAGAUACCUGGACAUGAGUUACAACCAGCUUGAAAGCAUACCGGAAUGUUUUUUUCACUGCAUGGGAUCACUCGAGGUGCUGAAUGUGAGCAACAACUGUAUCAGCUCGUUUUCUGUCACCGAAGGCCUCCUCCAGAGAGUGAAGAUCAUCAAUCUCAGCAAUAACCCACUGAAAAGUUUGACUUUUGAUAAAAGCACUCUGCAGUCGCUGGAGAUGCUCUUCUUACAAGGAAACGACCUCACAACCCUGGAUCAUCAUGUAUUUCAAAGACUCCCAAGUAUCACACACCUGCAUCUGCAGCAGAACAAUCUGAAAAUCUGUGAGCAAAACCAGCAUGAACUAACGGACACAAACCACCAGGAUCCUCCCAACUGUGUGUCCUUUUCCUCCAUUCAAAACUUGGAGUAUCUGUACCUCUCUGAAAACAAUCUGAGGACUCUACCUGCAAACGCAUUCAUGAAAACCCCUCUUAAGUUUCUAGACUUGUCCCUGAAUCCGGGUUUGGACAUGGACAAGGACUCUCUGUCUGGUCUAGAGCAUUCCCUGGUUCACCUCCUCCUUCGGGAAAACAACAUUUCCAGUCUAAACACAGAUCUGUCCUCCCUGACAAACCUCAAAGAUGUAGAUCUGUCCACCAACCAGCUGACCACUCUGCCUAUAUGGAACAAAGAGUCCUCCAUUGAGUCCCUAAACUUGCAGAACAAUAACCUGGUCACGUUGGAGUACAGCACCAUGCUCGCUCUGGAGCACUCGCUGAAAACCCUCUACAUGGGCUCCAACCCUCUGAGCUGCUGCAGGAACCUCGGCUUCCUCUACAUGGUGCAGAACUCGGCGGUGGUCAUCCCCGACAUCGAGACCGUCACCUGCAUUUACGAGGAAUAUUCAGAGCCCGUCAACAUCGGGAAGGUGACGCAGGAAAUGUGUCAAAGACCGAACUUCCCGAACUACGUCAUUGUUGUUGUUAUGACGUUGCUAGUUGUGAUGAUCGUGUUGGGGCUCCUGGUUAAAUGUUGCCACUUGAGGAAACAAAAACACAACAGAAGCUUCAGCGCGUAAUAAAGGCCAUGAAGGAA